AAACGGCCACACACUCCAACACCAACACCAACGCUUUUCUCUCCCUCUUCACUCCUCCCUCGCUUCUCCACCUCCGCCUCCCUCUCCCUCCUCCGCACCAAAAAUUCCUCUUUUUUUACCUCCCACCAAUCCUUACCGUCGCCUCCUUCUUCUACUACUACAACCCAAUCCGGGCUGGUCCUCGGAUGGACUCGGGUCUCGACUAGCUACCCAGCCCCUGCUCGGGUGCGCGCGCCACACCGCUAGGGUUCUUGGCCCGGGGCUUCUCCAAUGGUGCACCGCCGCUUCGCCUGGCCCUUCGGCGGCCAGCGCGCCUCCCUCUGCGGCAGCUUCACCGGGUGGAGGGAGUACCCCAUGGGGCUCGUCGGGGCCGAGUUCCAGGUGCUGUUCGAUCUACCCCCGGGGGUUUAUCAGUACCGAUUCUUGGUGGAUGGUGUCUGGAGAUGUGAUGACACAAAACCUAUUGUACGCGAUGAAUAUGGCAUGAUCAGCAAUGAAGUGCUUGUCACACUUGUGGAGAAUAACACACACCCGGUUGUGCAGCUAGAGCCAUCUCCCAAUAGACGAAUGAAUUUGGAUGAGGGUACUAUUUUGACAACAAUGCCUACAGAACAGCCAUCUCAAAACUCUGGCGUGCAGAUUGCAGUUUUUCGCCAACGAGUCUCUGAAAUACUAUUACAUAAUACCGUAUAUGAUGUUGUUCCUGUUUCUAGCAAGAUAGCAAUUUUGGAUGCUCGGCUUCCUGUCAAACAAGCAUUUAAUAUUAUGCAUGAUGAGGGCCUUGCUUUGGUUCCUCUGUGGGAUGAUGGCCAAGGAACCAUAACAGGCAUGCUAACUGCAUCUGAUUUUGUAUUAAUUUUGAGAAAGUUGCAGAGGAACAUUCGAGUUCUGGGCCAUGAAGAGCUUGAAAUGCAUUCAGUGGCUGCUUGGAAAGAAGCAAAACUACAGUAUUAUGGGGUGUCUGAUGUCGCAGCCAUGCAAAGAAGGCCAUUAGUUCAUGUUAAGGAUUCGGAUAAUUUAAGGUCUGUGGCACUGUCUAUAAUACAAAAUGAAAUAUCUUCAGUCCCUAUCUUCAAAUCCUCGAUGGAUGUAUCAGGAAUGCCAAUACUUAAUCUUGCAACUCUUCCGGGGAUUUUAAAAUUUCUUUGCUCCAAGCUCCAAGAACAACCAGAAGGCUAUCCCAUUUUGCAAAAUCACAUUUCCAGUAUUCCUAUUGGUACAUGGUCGCAACAUACUGGCAGGGCAAGUAAAAGACAGCUUAGAACAUCGCGGCUGAAUGUUCCUCUAAUUACUUGCCUGGAUUUUCUGCUGGAAGGUACCAUCCACAUAAACGACAUUUCAAAUGCGGGUGUUUGUGUUAUUUCCCCAGUUGAUCCUUAGGAACAUGACACGGUGGUUGCGGUCUGCAUAAUCAAAUUAAGUAGGUGAUUAAUUACUUUUUAAAUUGUACAGAAAAUCAAUUUCAAGUCAACAGUCAAGGUAUGAAUUAAAUGCACCUGGGACUUGUAAAAAGGCUCUUACUUGUAACAUCAUAGGCUGAUGCGGACAACCCAUUAGCUGUCAACUUUUACAGCGACACAUUUGAGUUAUGUAAUUUUACUAUGAAAUAAAUGACAAUUCAUAAGGUGAAAUUCAAACUUCUGUAACGACUAAUAUAAAAAAGUAGUUUAGACUAGUUAGGUUGAAAUGAUAUCAUUAGAUUUUUCAGGAGAAAUAUUAUCAUCAUAUACCAGUUUUGGAUUUUCCCCUAACACAUCCAUACAAAAAAGUAAGGGUCAUGUAUUUAUGAAUAGAUGGACAACAUUUUAGACUCUCAAUUGAGAGAAAUUUGGACAGCUAUAUUUAUAAAACAAUAAUCAGUUUACAUGAACUGUCUCCUCCAUAUCCGAUUGAGUGAGGAUACCAUGAAUGUGGAUAAUCUAUGUCCGCAGAUUAGAAGUAACAGUGCUUACAACUGCAUCGUACUAACAUUUUUACAUUGAGGUGGUUUUUUAUAUCUUAACUUUAUUGAUUAGUACUGUCAAAUCUAGGAAAUCACACAGAUGAUUCAACUUUAUAUAAAAUGUGACGUGACCUAACUUUACCACUUACCUUGCAUUUGAAAUGCUCACCUUUUGAAGUUGAGGUUCUCCAUUAAGCAUGUUCCUUCUUGAACUGC
Molecule: messenger RNA, 2158 nt
Organism: Lolium rigidum
Lineage: Eukaryota; Viridiplantae; Streptophyta; Magnoliopsida; Poales; Poaceae
Product: sucrose nonfermenting 4-like protein
Exons: 10
Coding region: 271-1380 (369 amino acids)
Source: RefSeq, a predicted model, not a curated record